Messenger RNA from Ceratosolen solmsi marchali, 1073 nucleotides. RefSeq names its product G-protein coupled receptor DopEcR (gene DopEcR). Gene Ontology annotation, biological process: G protein-coupled receptor signaling pathway; cellular response to hormone stimulus. Bases 113 to 1054 code for a protein of 313 amino acids. Gene Ontology annotation, molecular function: peptide binding; G protein-coupled receptor activity. NCBI's taxonomy places the organism in Eukaryota, Metazoa, Arthropoda, Insecta, Hymenoptera, Agaonidae. The transcript has 4 exons. The record is from RefSeq and is a predicted model, not a curated record. Gene Ontology annotation, cellular component: plasma membrane.
CAAGGAGGAUCCGUGGGUCCAGGAGGGGCUUUCCCGGGACCGCCACAGGCACUAAGCGGCCCAUCUCGUAUAGGGGCGCGCCCGGGGGGAUGCAGCGCGGGGGGGCGGCGGCAUGGAGGAGCCCUCGCUGGAGGCCCUCAUGCAGGCGGGCUUCAUCUUCGUCGUCGGCGUCGCCAUCAUACUCUCCAAUCUUCUCAUCAUCGCCACCUACCUCAACUUCCGCGGUCCCAGUGAGGUGAUAAACUACUACUUGCUAUCGUUAGCAUCAGCGGACCUUCUGUGUGGCUUACUGGUAGUGCCACUUUCGGUUUACCCGGCACUGGUGCGAAGAUGGGUGUACGGCGACAUCGUCUGCCGAUUGGUUGGCUACCUGGAGGUCACGCUCUGGGCCGUCUCCGUAUACACCUUCAUGUGGAUUUCCGUCGAUCGAUAUCUCGCCAUCAGGAAGCCACUGCGCUACGAGACGGUACAAACGAAAACGCGCUGCCAAUGCUGGAUGGCCUUCACGUGGAUAAGCGUGGCGAUGAUGUGCUGCCCGCCACUCCUCGGCUUCAACAAGCCGAUCUUCGACCGCGAGGCCUUCAUCUGCAUGCUCGACUGGGGCAAUAUGGCCGCCUACACCAUAACCCUGUCGAUACUCGUGCUCGGUCCCUCGGUCAUCACCAUCAUCUACACGUACUUCUACAUUUUCUCGAUGAUGAGGAAGCUAAGGUCGGGCGUGCCGAUACACGACAAAGAAUACGCUACUGCCCUCUCCGAGAACCUGAGCAAUCCCAGCCACAUAAUGUCAUUCGUCCUGGUGAUGGCGUUCUGGAUAUCGUGGGCACCCUAUGCCGGCCUCAGGAUCUGGGCUUCUGUUAACGGACCUCCUCAGGUGCCGUUUUUGCAUUUUGCCGUAGUUUGGUUUGGCGUGACAAACAGCUUCUGGAAGGCGGUCGUCCUCGGCACCCUGAGUCCGCAGUUCCGUCUGGCGGCGCGCGUCCUCUGCCUGACCUUAUGCUGUCGUCACCGGAGACUGCCACCCGAGCUGCUCGGCCUCGACGACGACGACUAGAGGCCGAUAUGAAUGUCAA